Molecule: messenger RNA, 2388 nt
Organism: Solanum tuberosum (potato)
Lineage: Eukaryota; Viridiplantae; Streptophyta; Magnoliopsida; Solanales; Solanaceae
Product: ETHYLENE INSENSITIVE 3-like 1 protein
Exons: 2
Coding region: 243-2060 (605 amino acids)
Cellular component (GO): nucleus
Molecular function (GO): DNA binding; DNA-binding transcription factor activity
Source: RefSeq, a predicted model, not a curated record
CUUUCUUCUCUGCUUCCACAUAGAGUCUAAAAAAUGGUCAGUAGAGAGAAAGAGUUUAAUACACUUUUGCAAAAAUCAUAAAUUCAGGAUCAAGUAUCGCGUAAUUUAGUUGAUUUCGAUUGAUGAGUAUUGAGAAAGGACAGGAUAAUCUGUGAAAAAUUGGGUGUUAGCUGCUAAUUCUGUUUAGGUUUCUUGAAGUUUGGUGUUUGAUUAUUGUUUGGAGGAGUGUUGUUCUUGUCAAGAUGAUGAUGUUUGAGGAAAUGGGGUUCUGUGGGGAUCUUGAUUUCUUUCCUGCUCCGCUUAAGGACGUGGAGGUGGCUGCUCCACAGACUGAGGCAGAGCAGGUGGUGGAUGAUGAUUAUAGCGAUGAGGAUAUUGAUGUGGAUGAGCUAGAGAAGAGAGUGUGGAGGGACAAGAUGAAGCUGAAAAGGCUGAAAGAAAUGAAUCAGGGGAUGGAAGAUGUUGAUUCUGUGAAACGACGCCAGUCACAGGAGCAGGCAAGGAGGAAGAAGAUGUCGAGGGCACAGGAUGGGAUCUUGAAGUACAUGUUGAAAAUGAUGGAAGUAUGUAAAGCUCAGGGUUUUGUUUAUGGGAUCAUUCCGGAAAAAGGCAAGCCGGUUGGUGGGGCAUCUGAUAAUCUUAGGGAGUGGUGGAAGGAUAAAGUGAGAUUUGAUCGCAAUGGCCCUGCGUCUAUAGCCAAAUACCAAGCUGAGCAUGCCAUCCCAGGCAAGAAUGAGGUAUCAAAUCCAGUUGGUCCUACACCUCACACCUUGCAGGAGCUGCAAGAUACCACCCUUGGUUCGUUAUUGUCAGCUUUGAUGCAGCACUGUGAUCCUCCUCAGAGAAGAUUUCCGUUGGAGAAAGGUGUUUCACCCCCAUGGUGGCCUACAGGACAGGAGGAUUGGUGGCCUCAAUUGGGUUUGCAGAAAGACCAAGGUCCUCCACCUUAUAAAAAGCCUCAUGAUCUGAAGAAGGCGUGGAAGGUUGGUGUCCUAACAGCGGUGAUCAAGCACAUUUCCCCUGAUAUUGCUAAAAUCCGGAAGCUUGUGAGGCAGUCAAAGUGCUUGCAGGAUAAGAUGACAGCAAAAGAAAGUGCGACUUGGCUUGCUAUCAUCAAUCAGGAGGAAGCUUUGGCUCGAGAACUAUACCCUGAUCGCUGUCCACCUUUGUCGUCAGCUGGUGGUAGUGGAACUUUCACUGUGAAUGACAGCAGUGAGUAUGAUGUUGAUGGUGCUCAAGAUGAGUGUAACUUUGAUGUUCAAGAGCAAAAACCACACCAUCUCAAUUUGUUGAAUGUCACUGUUGAGAGAUUCAACGAGAGGCUGCCUCUGCAACAACAGUCUCAUCCAAUCAAGGAUGAAAUGAUUACCAACUUAGAUUUCACCCGGAAGAGGAAGCAAUCCAAUGAACAGACUGUUACCAUGGCUCAGAUUUAUACGUGUGAGAUUCUUCAAUGUCCUUACAGUGAACUUCGCCACGGUUUUCAGGACAGAUCUGCGAGAGACAAUCAUCAACUGGCUUGCCCUUUCAGAAAUACUUCUCAAUUUGGAGUUUCAAAGUUUCCCAUGAACGAAGUCAAGCCAGUUGUCUUCCCUCAACAAUAUGUCCCGUCAAGUUCAGUUGCUCUGCCUGUUAAUCCAAGUCCACCUCCCUUUGGUCUAUUUGGAGUAGGAGUUCCUGAAGAUGGGCAAAGGAUGAUUGAUGACCUUAUGUCAUUCUAUGACUGUAAUAUACAAGGAAACAAAAGCCAAAAUACGGGGAAUGUUGCAGUGACCAAAGAGCAGCAGCUUCAUCAACAACCUCGUGUUGACCAGGUCAAUUACCUACACAGUCGAGGGAUGAUGGAGGGGAAUAUCUUCAAAGAUAUUAAUGUUUCCGCAAGUCAGUCUAUGCACCCACAAAGCAAUCCUGUUGAUCAAUGCAAGAUCCUAAAUUCAAGUGACAAUUUGCAUUUCAUGUUUGGGCCUCCGUUCAACUUACAGUCCACCAAUUACCCUGGAAGUCUGUCUGGCAUUGGAUGUGAUGCCACACCGAAGCAAGAUAUUCCAAUUUGGUACUAGCCAGGAUAUUGGUGAAAAAUAUAUAGUCAGUCAGGGCUUCAUAGAUAUAGCUUGUUCCCCAAGAUUGGCACAUCGCAUUAUAAUUGGUCUUCAUUAUCAGGUGUAUUUUUAAUCGCUUACAACUCUCUUAGUCAAGAUAUUUCUGUUCACCAUAUGUUGUAGAGUGUUGAAAGCUAGGCGGCAUGGUGUAACAAAGGAGAAGGAAGAGAUACCCUCAAGUAUUAGCCAAUGCUGCUUAUAGAAUGUAUAGAUAUCUGAUAAAUAAGUUAAGACUAUCUUGUUAUAUGUGUUGCAAUUUUGGUUUAAUCCAAACUUUCAGUUAUUUUGA